Messenger RNA from Haemorhous mexicanus (house finch), 931 nucleotides. Its product is annotated as kallikrein-14-like. Lineage: Eukaryota; Metazoa; Chordata; Aves; Passeriformes; Fringillidae. Gene Ontology annotation, molecular function: serine-type endopeptidase activity. The transcript is spliced from 7 exons. The coding region runs from base 112 to 885 and encodes 257 amino acids. Gene Ontology annotation, biological process: proteolysis. The record is from RefSeq and is a predicted model, not a curated record.
GGACACGGCGGGGACAGCGAGGGGACAACGGAGGCGACAGCGGCGAGCGAGGAAGGAGCCGGGGUGGCCCCACCCCCCCCCGGCCCCCCCGAGGGGCGGCGCGCAGCGGCGAUGACGUGGCGCCCCCUGGCGGCUCCCGCGGCGCUCCUGGCGCUGCUGCUGGUGACAGUGACACAGGUGACACAGGUGACAGGUGACACGCGGGUGGUCGGCGGCCACGCCUGCGCCCCGCACUCGCAGCCCUGGCAGGUGGCCGUGCUGGACAUGUUCAAGCUCUACUGCGGCGGCGUCCUGGUGGCCCCGCGCUGGGUGGUGACAGCGGCGCACUGCACCACACCUGGGGUGACCACGGUGGCGCUGGGCAAGCACCGGCUGUACGCGCGCGAGGCGGGCGAGCAGCGCCGCAUGGUGGCCCGCAUGGUGGCCCACCCGGGCUACGACCCGUCCACCAAGGACAACGACAUCAUGCUCCUCAAGCUCCUGGCCCCCGCCGCCAUCUCCGACCGCGUCCGGCCCAUCCCGGUGGCCUCGUGCCUGCCCCAGCCCGGCACCACCUGCGUCACCUCGGGCUGGGGGGCCACCACCUCACCUGAAGUGACGUACCCCGAGGUCCUGCAGUGUGUCAAUGUCACGCUCUUCUCCCCGGCCGAGUGUCGCCGUUUCUACCCCGGCUCCAUCACCGACAACAUGAUCUGCGCCGGGCACCUGCAGGGCGGCCAGGACAGCUGCCAGGGCGACUCCGGCGGCCCCCUGGUGUGCCAGGGCAGCCUGCAGGGCAUCGUCUCGUGGGGCAUGGAGCGCUGCGGGCAGCCGCGGCGCCCAGGUGUCUACACCAAGGUGUGCCGCUACGCCCGCUGGAUCCAGGACACCAUGGAGGACACCUGAGGGGACACCUGGCCUGGCACCUGGGGGGGCACCUGGGGGGACACCU